Messenger RNA from Phodopus roborovskii (desert hamster), 940 nucleotides. RefSeq names its product transmembrane protein 270 (gene Tmem270). The coding region runs from base 133 to 924 and encodes 263 amino acids. Lineage: Eukaryota; Metazoa; Chordata; Mammalia; Rodentia; Cricetidae. The transcript is spliced from 3 exons. The record is from RefSeq and is a predicted model, not a curated record.
AGUGGAUCUGGGGAAAGGGAUAGUGGCUCAUGUGGCAACUGAGUCCCCAUGGUAACUAAUUCCCCACCCACCCUGUGGCAUCUGUGAGGUCACCCUGCCUCUCCUGGCUGGAGGAAUGGAUGGAGGCCAGACAUGGAGGCUGCUCCCCCGGUCAGAUCCGGCCUCCUUGGAAUUCUGCUGCAGGUUGGGAGUCUCUCUGCCUUGCUGAUCGAGAACCGCACGCAUGUGUACAGCUUCCUGCUCCUGAAGAUGGCCGCCUUUCAGCAGUGGGUGUCAGGGCUGGCCCAGGAGGCCCGAGGCUCCCGCAGUGACCAGGCCCACCUGCUUCCAGGAGUCUUCAUAACCUGUCCCCUGAGCUUGGCCCUUCGAGCUGCACUGGUGUUGCUAUGGAUCCCCCUGUGGUUGCUGCUCUGGGGACCCAGGCGGGCGUACAAAGUCGGGCUGUGGUGUGCUCACACUGUGAGACUGGUCCUGUGGCACUUAGGUGCCUGUGACCCUCUGGGUGUAUGUGUAGCCACCUUCAGGGACCUGUUUAUCUCCUGUUUGCAUAACUCGAUGCUGGUGGCCUUGCUGAUGCUGUUGUUGAUCUGGAGACUGGUGCAGAAAGCCCAUCACUUUAGUCUGAGCAGGUUGCCCAGCCAGAAUUCUGUGUUGCUGGAAGCCCUGGAACUGCUGAGACGUAUCUACCUGUGGGUGGAGCACACAACCACACUCACCUCCUGGAACCUGGCCUAUCUUGUCACGUGGACCACCUGCCUGGCCUCCCACCUGCUUCAGGCGGCCUUUGAACAUACAGCCCAACUGGCCCAGGCUCAGGAAGCCAAAUCCCAGGAGACCUCAGGGCUUCCAUCACCUCAGUUCUUAAUUCCAGAGUCCUCCGCCACUGAGCCCUCCCCACCCCAGCCUGGAACCCCCCCAGAAUAAAUGUGUCCCCACCUGC